UGCUUCCAGAUCCUUCCAGGCAGAGGGAUUUAGCCCUCAGAUUCUCCAGUGAGCCUGUUACUGAAACUGGGCUGUCCCCUUCCUGGGUGGUGAGGGGGAACAAUCCAGCACCCACAUACACUCGGCCUCACUCUGAGAGCCCAGGCAAACUCAUGCCCAUGAUCCCAAGGGGCUACCCAUGCCCUGGCCUCAGCUGUAGCCCCAGGUGGGCCUGUCCACCAUGCUGAUGUCUCUCCAACCUCUGCCGCAGCCAUCAACACUGUCCUGCUCAACAUCUUCUUGUUCUUGCAACGCAUGGUCUGUGCCAUGGCUGCCGACGGGCUCUUAUUCCAGGUGUUUGCCCACGUGCACCCCCGGACCCAGGUGCCUGUGGUGGGCAUCAUGGUGCUUGGGGUCCUCAUGGCUUUCCUGGCACUGCUGCUGGACUUCAAGGCACUGGUACACUUCCUCUCCAUUGGGACGCUGCUGGAAUGUACUGUUUUGCCCACCAGCAUUAUCAUUAUACGCUUCCGAAAGGCCCCAUCCGGUUCUCAGGACCCAGACAGCCCUGAGGGCACAGAGCAGGCUUCACCUGAGCCCGGGCAGCUGCGAUCAGCCCUGAGGCCCUACCUCCGCUUCCUGGGUGGGUGCAGACCCGGAGCCGCUGUGGCUUGGGCCCUCGGUGUCCUGGUGGGCUCGGCCAUCACCCUGGACUGUGUGCUGGUCUUUGGGGACUCGGCCCUGAACCUCCCGCCCUGGGGCUACACCCUGCUGCUCCUGCUCAGCUCCGCCACGUUUCUGCUCAGUCUCCUCGUCCUGGGGGCCCACCAGCAGCAGCGCCGGCAGGACACCUUUCAGGUUCCCAUGGUGCCCCUGAUUCCCGCCGUGAGCAUCCUCCUCAACGUCUUCCUCAUGCUGCACCUGAGCUACCUGACCUGGCUGGGCUUGUCCAUCUGUCUGCUUCUCGGACUCGCAGUGUAUUUUGGCUACGGCAUCUGGCACAGCAAGGAGAACCAGCGGAAACGGCCAGGGUUGGCUGUCCCACUCGGCAGCCUGGAGGAGAUGGUGCCAGCCCUGCAGCCCCCUAGCCAGACGCCAGCGCAGGAGCCCAGCCACACAGAGCAGCCCUCUAGUCCAUGAGGACCACUGGGGCCUGCCUGCUGUCCCCCACCUCCUCAGAGGCCAAAGGAGCUGCCAGCCCCUCUAUCCAGGGCAGCUUGGGUUUGCAGACCUGCCCAUGCUAGGGCAUCCUCAGGACCUUAGGACCUCAGCCCAGGUGCUGAGCUUCGAGUCUUUGGGAGUGGGCUAUGGCCAGCACUGCUGUGGUGAACUCUGCCCAGCAUCCUCCAGUUUAUGACCAAGUCCAGCUACCUGGGCAGGUGGAGUAGGGCGGGCAGGGAAGAGGCCCGAACCCCAAGGAUCCACAAUAAUAACUGCUCAGCCAUGUGGCCCAUCUCCAUGUCUACUGUGGAGUUCUUUGUGGCACUGACUCCUCACCUGCCCCAGGGAAAGAGACAGUUGUCCCCAAUCCACAGCAAAGGUGCAGAGGUUCUGUAAGGGGGAGGUGCCAGCCCUGGGACAGUCUUGAGUCAGGGACACAGCCAGGCCUUGGUCCCUGUGUCCUGCCCUCAGGCCAGUCCCCUCUGCCAAGCUCAGAGGGGUGCUACACACACCAGACAGAGAGAGAGGUCCAUGACAGGACAGGGCUAAGCUCCCUUCCAGGUUCCCCACAUGUCCUCUUGGAGAUGGAUGCUGAGAGCAGAGCCUGGAUCCCAAGGUGGUCACCUAGAAAGGGUAGUGCAGUUCCAGGGUCCCCUCGGUUUCUCAGGGCUCCCAGAGAGCAGGGCAAUCCUGAGGCCUGCCCUGGAUGGAGAGGCCCCCUGCCUGGGCACACGCACAGGCACACACAGCCCACACGGUCCUCUGGGCGUGCACCCACGUGCAGACUGAGGCAGCAGCUGUUUCCCAGCCCAGGGCUGCCUGCAGCUUCCAGCUGCCUCUCUCCCUGCCGCCCCCUCAGGGCUUUGUGACAAAGGCUCGGGAUGGGACACACGUGGGCAGUUGGGUGCACAAGCACCUGGGCCUGCUCCAGGUAACUUCAGCCCACCUGUGGUGUUGGGGCCUCAUGCUUGGGGAUCUCCAGGCCCACGCUGCACCCCCUGUGGCCUCCCCAAGGCCACGCUCCAUCUACCAUAGACGCCUCCCCAUCCCCGUUCCUGCCUGUGAGGACCACACAGGAAGCCACUGGCUUUGGCAUCUUUAUUCCUCAACUCUCUGCAGCCUUAACAUCACUUUCUCUGGGCCCCAAGGACAAGCAAGGACACAUGACCCCACUCCAAUAACCAGGCCUCAGGGCCGUGAUCUCUCUCCCCGGCCCUUCUGACCCUGCCUCCCAUGGACACUGCCCUGGGGGUGAGAGGCAGCAGGGACCCCAAGGCUUUGCUGAGGCUCCAGGUACCAGAUGAUUCCAGAUCCUGCCCAGCCUGAGCCCCAGGCCUCCCCUCCCCAGCCUGGCCCAUGGCACUCCACGAGCAAGCUGCCAGCAUGGCCCUGCUCACCAGGGACCAAAGAGGAGGCAGCCCCUUGUCUCCCUGGGGUGGGUACCCUGAACCCUGCCCCUCCCUGGGACCCAGAGAGGGCUUGGCUCCUGCAGCCUCGUCCUUCCCCUCCUGACUGUGGGUGCAGGACACGGGGAAAUUCUCCAGCAGGCAGGACUCAGGCCCCCAGGGGAAUUCCAGAACCUGAACA
Equus quagga is the source of this 2727-nucleotide messenger RNA. RefSeq names its product cationic amino acid transporter 4-like. Bases 295 to 1119 code for a protein of 274 amino acids. Gene Ontology annotation, biological process: amino acid transport. The transcript is spliced from 3 exons. Gene Ontology annotation, cellular component: plasma membrane. Gene Ontology annotation, molecular function: amino acid transmembrane transporter activity. The record is from RefSeq and is a predicted model, not a curated record. Lineage: Eukaryota; Metazoa; Chordata; Mammalia; Perissodactyla; Equidae.